Messenger RNA from Humulus lupulus (European hop), 1592 nucleotides. Its product is annotated as aspartate aminotransferase, cytoplasmic-like. The coding region runs from base 284 to 1444 and encodes 386 amino acids. Gene Ontology annotation, biological process: amino acid metabolic process; biosynthetic process. Lineage: Eukaryota; Viridiplantae; Streptophyta; Magnoliopsida; Rosales; Cannabaceae. The transcript has 11 exons. The record is from RefSeq and is a predicted model, not a curated record. Gene Ontology annotation, molecular function: pyridoxal phosphate binding; L-aspartate:2-oxoglutarate transaminase activity. Gene Ontology annotation, cellular component: mitochondrion.
UGUUUUUGUGUGUCGUUUGACAACGGAGUCUUCACUGAUGAUGAGCCUUAAUGGAACAAAGAAGGUAUUUCUCUGUAAUGAAAGCUCAGAGUUCCAACUUGGUGAGUCUGCUUUUGAACACAUUCCUCUUGUUCCUGAAACCCCAACCUAUGCGGUAACUCUCUUAAAAAUCCCACCACUCUUUUUCAAAAUAUGAUGAUCAAAUGUGACUACCAAGUUAUAUGUACAAUUUUUUAAGUAUUUUUUUUUGUUAUUUUUUUUUUGGGUUUGUUUAACACAGGUGAUGGCUGCUUACAGCAAAGAUACCAGCCCUUUAAAACUCAAUUUGGGCAGUGGAGUUUAUAGAACAGAGGAUGGAAAACCUUUCGUUUUCAACGUAGUAAAUCGAGCCGAGAAGCUUCUAGUCAAUGACGUGUCUGUGGUUAAGGAAUAUCUACCUAUAACUGGAAUACCUGAAUUCAAUGAAUUGAGCGCUAAGCUCAUUUUGGGUGCUGACAGCCCCGCUAUGAAAGAAAAUAGAGUGACCACUGUCCAAUGCGUGGCUGGUUGUGGCGCACUGAGAGUUGGAGCUGAAUUUUUGGCACAACAUUACACCAAAAAAAUGGUAUAUAUUCCCAAGCAGACGUAUUCAAACCACCCAAAUUUUUUCUCUACGGUGGGUAUGGCUGUCAAGACCUAUCGUUACUAUGACCCAGCAACAAAUGGAUUGGACUUUCAAGGUUUGUUGGAAGACCUUUCUUUUGUGCCAUCUGGAGCUAUUGUGCUAUUCCACGCAAGUGGUCAUAACCCAACGGGUGUUGAUCCAACCAUUCAGGAGUGGAACCAAAUACGGCAGUUAAUAAGAUCAAAAGGGCUAUUACCUUUUUUUGAUUCAGCUUAUCAGGGUUUAGUUAGUGGAAGCCUGGAAGAUGACGCACAAUCUGUACGGUUAUUUGUUGCUGAUGGUGCUGAGUGCCUUAUUGCUCAAACAUAUUCGAAGAUCAUGGGUCUUUAUCCCGAACGUGUUGGUGCUCUUACCAUUGUAUGCAAGACAGCAAAAGUGGCUUGUCAUGUAAAGAGCCAACUGAAACUUGUGAUUAGGCCCAUGUAUUCUAGCCCACCUAUUCAUGGGGCUUCUAUAGUGACCACUAUCCUAAACAACAGGGAUAUGUAUAACGAGUGGAGUAAUGAGUUAAAGAAAACUGCUGCUCGCCUCAUUUGUUUGCGCCAAACACUCGUUCAUGCUUUGCAUGAAAAAGGCACACCUGGUAAUUGGAGCCACAUAAUCGAACAAGUGGGAAUGUACUCUCUCACAGGCUUAAAUCCAGAUCAAGUCGAAUUCAUGACUAAAGAAUACCAUAUCUAUACAUCUUCUGAUGGGAGAAUUAACGUGGCUGGUCUGGGCUUUAAAACAGUUGCUUACCUGGCAGAGGCAAUUCAUGCAGCUAUUACUCGUGGCAUCUAAAUUAACAAUAUCAUUCCAUUAUAUUCCAUCCCUAUCCCAUCUUAUAUCUUAUCUUGUCUUGGAUUCUGUUGCACAUCAUUGUAAUUUUAUUUUAUUUUGUCGGCGUCUUUUUCCAAAUGAAUAAAAUUAAUUACCAUAGCUACUCUAA